Messenger RNA from Chenopodium quinoa (quinoa), 1080 nucleotides. Its product is annotated as 4-coumarate--CoA ligase-like 2. The coding region runs from base 716 to 1006 and encodes 96 amino acids. NCBI's taxonomy places the organism in Eukaryota, Viridiplantae, Streptophyta, Magnoliopsida, Caryophyllales, Amaranthaceae. Gene Ontology annotation, molecular function: CoA-ligase activity. The transcript has 3 exons. Gene Ontology annotation, cellular component: peroxisome. The record is from RefSeq and is a predicted model, not a curated record.
UCACAUUUAAGCUUUAUGACCUAGAUGGCACAGGAUAUAUUGAGCGCGAUGAGGUAUAUUGGGUUUGCUAUCCCCUAAUUCUCAAUCCUCAGCUUUCAUUUUACAAUGUCUAAACAAUGACCUGGAUGAGGUAUAUUGAUGUCUAAACAAUGUCUUGUUUUACUUAGCAAUACUGUGGACCCUGCUUUAAGGGAUCAUAAAUUUGUGCAAUAUGGUUCUCAGCUUGUUUGUUGGUGUUGUUUGGCUGUAGGCAGACAGAUCUUCAUUCAAUGCUUAUUGUCUUGUUCCUGUGUGGUGAUUUUUGCCUCAAAGUUCGCAGUUGAGGUGGGGAGAGUUAUGUUGGCAUGUUUGUUUGAUUUGCUCUUUUAAUCUUAUAACAUUACUCAAUGUGAUUUUCCUUCUCUUGGCUGGUCAUAUAACCUUGCAUGAUCAUUGUGCUCUAAACUAUAGUGAUUGUGUAAAUUAAAUUAAACUAGUGAUAAAACAGGUGCUUCAAUACCAACAUUUUUUCAAUUCGCAAGUGCUAUUUGGUGUGAUGCUUCGCUGGAUGAUCCUUUAGGUUGCAUAGUAGUGCCUUUAUUGUCUUAGAUGUUCUAGUAUGCACUUGAUCAUAAUUCUACAUGCUUUGUAAUAGUACACUUGUAUACCUUGCAUGUUAACAAGUUUGUUAUAAUGUUCAUAUGAGCUGAUAUUUAUAUUUUUGCAAGUGAGGCAAAUGUUGAUCGCAAUUCUUUGUGAAUCUGAACUGAAGUUGGCAGAUGAUAUAAUCGAACAAAUACUUUAUAAGAUCAAGCUGGAAUCUGCAAAGUCUAAAUUUCAGAAAUGGCAUUCUUCAUUUCAGGAUGAGUCUUUUAUAUCCCCAGCUACUACUCCAGGCUACUUUAACAAUCAUGAGGCGACUGUUUCAACUCUCACUUCAGAUGGUUGGCUAAAAACAGGGGAUGUGUGCUAUUUUGAUGAAGAUGGCUUAUGGUUUUCAAUUGAUCCUUUGACUGAAAUAUGCUAGUUAAAUGAAAUGCAAGAAAGGUACUUAGAGAUAAGUCUAGAUUAUUUAAUUUUUUUUAGACGAAAAUUGUAAUA